AUGAUGGAACCUCCUCCUCAUCCUCAACAAGGCCGCCCUUCAAACACCACAAUUCAAUCACACAACAAACCUAUGCCAUCCCCCGCCCUUGUGCAUCUAAGGGAAAGAGUAGAUCCAUGUGCACAAAAUGUCUCGGAUCCUGCAGCAGCAGCAAGUUUGUAUCAACAGGGAAAAGAAAAUGAAUCCAAUCAACUUAUUACUAACUCAGUUGAAAGUUGUUUAAGGCAAGAUGAAGAUUUCGACCAUCGUGAAACAAGUCCAUUAUCGAGAUUUAUGAGUCAAGAGACCAACUAUGAGAGCAGCAACGAGAGCUUGGACAGAACCUUCCAAAACAAAGAGGAAGAAGAAGAGACCGCCACUCUUGUUCAAAUCAAUAAUUUUACAGCUCAACAAACCAAUUAUGAUGAUGAAUUGAGAGGUGAUUGUGAUGAUGAUCCUCAUAAAGUUAGUGAGGAGCUUAAUAAUAAUAAUAAUAUAAAUAUGUAUUGGGUAAGUGAUGUUUCUCAUCCUGAAGUUGGAUGGCAAGAAUUGCACUCUGAUUACCAACAACAAGGAAACAACACUGACUGGAUUGAUGAGGUUUCACGACCACGCAGUGAUUGGGAAGAUCUCAGGCAAGCUAGAUAUCAGGAGAUGCUUGAUCCUUUCGUCGACAAUGAAGAAAUACGUGCUCUCCUUGGAAGAAGAAGUGUUUCAACCUUUCUUUCUAGUGGUCUAAGAGAGAGAAUAGAUCGAGUGAUGAUAUCUCGUUCUGAAGGAAAACAAAGUGAUCUAAAGAGUAAUAAUCACACACCACAAGGAAAAGAUGAAGGGCUGCCUGAACAAGAAGAAGAAGCACUAGUAUCCGAGGAAGAUACAGAGCAAGAUGCACAAGGGGGAGGUUAUGGGGAUUAUUUUGAUGAAUAUGAAGAAGCUGAAAGCUCAGUGGGGCAACAGUAUGAUGAGUGUGAUGAUUACGCAGAUAAUGUCACAGCUUCACCAGCACCAUCAUGGCCCCAGAAUCAAUCUCAUGAUUUAUGUGAUUAUUCUUAUCAGGCUGCAUCUCCUUGUACCCAACAGUCUUCAUCAUAUUACUCUCAGGAUAAUGCACCUAACUCUUCAUAUAGAUCCCAACCUGCUAUCGAAAUGGAACUCAUAUAUGAUUUGAGAGGGCAUAUGGAGCAGCUGCAUCAAGAAAUGUCGGAACUCAGAAAAUCAAUCAAAUGUUGUAUGGAUAUGCAGAUGAAAAUGCAACGUUCCAUCAAGAAUGAAGUUGCAAAUGCAGUAGCUCUGAAUCAUUCAGGUUGUGCAGAUCCAAAGAAUGGAGGACGAAAACCCGUGAAAAGGGUUACAAGUGGAGGAAGAUGUUGUAUUUGCUGCAAGAUGCAAGUUGAUUCUCUUCUAUACAGGUGCGGACACAUGUGCACCUGCUUCAAGUGUGCCCAUGAGCUGCAGUGGAGCAGCGGCAAAUGUCCAAUAUGUAGAGCUCCUAUUCUUGAUGUUGUCCGAACAUAUUCUAAUCAUUCUUCAUAUAAACCUAUAUGAAUGAGUUCUUGCUUUGGAGGACCGUCAUUUUCUUUUACUAUCUACUUAACAUGAUCAAAGAUGAAGAAAUCAAUUCUUUCUUCUACUUCUUUUUUUCCUUGUUUAGCUUGCCUAACUAGUUUUCUUCCUUCUCCUUUUAAUUGUUGUGUGUGUAUGUGUGUGGUGGUUGAAAUUAGUAAGUAUAAAAUUGGAAAAGUGAAGAGAAAUAGCAUGCAUGGUGAGUAAGACUUGUGUAAUUCUGUCUGAGAAUGGGAGUAGAUUAUUAGCUUUGCCUCUUGUGCAGUUGUUACCCUACUCGUUGAUAGCAAUUAGAGUGUGAUGAGAUCAAAAUUACUAAUUAAUCUUACUUAGAUGAUAAGAUAAGAAACUAAAAAU
Erythranthe guttata (spotted monkey flower) is the source of this 1899-nucleotide messenger RNA. Its product is annotated as golgin family A protein. NCBI's taxonomy places the organism in Eukaryota, Viridiplantae, Streptophyta, Magnoliopsida, Lamiales, Phrymaceae. The record is from RefSeq and is a predicted model, not a curated record.